Molecule: messenger RNA, 614 nt
Organism: Periophthalmus magnuspinnatus
Lineage: Eukaryota; Metazoa; Chordata; Actinopteri; Gobiiformes; Gobiidae
Gene: dph3
Product: diphthamide biosynthesis 3
Exons: 3
Coding region: 102-356 (84 amino acids)
Biological process (GO): protein histidyl modification to diphthamide
Molecular function (GO): metal ion binding
Source: RefSeq, a predicted model, not a curated record
CUGAGCCUGCCUGAGCGUGAGGACCAUGCGACUAACGUGACCCCGGUAAACUCGGAUAAAAACACUAAAACCCUCUUCUAAAACCUCGGUUCUGGAGGAAAAUGUCGGUGUUUCACGACGAGGUGGAGAUCGAGGACUUUGAGUUCGACGAGGACACGGAGACGUACUAUUUCCCGUGUCCGUGCGGGGACCCGGUUUGCCAUCACCCGGAGGAUCUGGAGAACGGGGAGGAGGUGGCCACAUGUCCGAGCUGCUCUCUCAUUGUCAAAGUAAUUUAUGACAAGGAGUUGUUCAUGUCCGGAGAAACCAUUGUUGCUCCUUCAAGCACAUCCAAACUAGAGCUGGUCCAGUCCUGAGUCUGACCAAGAUCCAAGACCUGGACUCAGACCAGAGACCGGACUUCAGAGCAGCGCCCCGUUUCCACAUAAUGUGUAUUUAUUUAAAAUGUACAGUGCAGGAAGAACCAGAGCAGAGAAACUGGACCAGACCAGAACCUGUUCCAGUCCUGGUUCAGAUCUCACUUGAACCUUUUUCAUUUUAAACUUAUUUAUUUCAUGACAAAGAGGAUUUUAAUAUUUACACUUACAUGACGGUUUUAUUUUGUAUUGUUUGAA